GAUAGUUCCUCUAGCCGAAUAGUUCCCUUGAACUAGUUUGUUCCGGAACGACACAACUCUACUCUAGGCCAAAAGAAAACUUGUUUACAUCAGGAGAUCACAAAUCGUAAAUUUAAGGAUAUUUGUUAAAUAAGAUGAGCUUGCAACCGGCUAGCACUUCACAGACAGCAACGACAUCACAGGACGCUUGUUAUAUUUCAUUACUGGGCCUGGCGGAAUAUUUUCGCACGUCACAGCCACCGAACAUCAAGAGGUGUAUACAAUGUCUACAAGCUUUGUUUACGUUCAAUCCACCAUCGAAAGUAGAGGCACGCACCCAUCUGCAAAUGGGCCAGAUACUUAUGACGUACACCCAUAACAUCGACAAGGCCCGGGAACACUUGGAAAAGGCGUGGAAAUUGUCCGAGUCAUUAUUAAAUUUUUUAAAUUUUGACGAUGUUAAAUUUGAUACCGCAUCAAUGCUGGCCGAACUGUACAAACAAAUCGAUCAGGUUCCCCUGGCCAAGGCUAUGCUGCGAAAGGCAAUCGAAUUGUCACAAAACAAUGUCUAUUGGCAUUGUAAACUGCUGCUGCAAUUGUCCCAACUACAUGCAAAUGACAAGGAAUACACUCUAGCUUCAGAGCUGCUUGCGGUUGGUGCAGAAUCAGCCGAUGAGUCAAGUGCCACAUAUUUAAAGGUGCUCUUUCUGCUGUCACAGGCAAUGAUCCUAAUGAUAGAACGUAAAACCAACGAUGUACUGGCACUGCUCAAUUCGGCUGGGGCCAUAAUUGACAAUAGUAUUGCGAAUCCACAUCAGAAAGAGUAUUUGAAGGUGUUCUUUUUGGUGCUACAGGUGUGCUAUUAUUUGGCCCUGGGUCAGGUGAAGACGGUAAAGCCCAGUUUAGAGCAAUUACAAAUGUCUAUACAAACAAUAAUGGCGCCAAAUUGGCCUGCAGAUGAAGAAAAACCUUUAGCUAAAUAUAGAACGAUCAGCUAUAAAUUUGCCUCCUGGGUGACCGUAUUCAAAUGUCCUACAAUAUUAAAAAAAAGAAAAAUGUCAGGCCAAACUUUAAAAAGCCUCCAACUCGAGGUAACGAAAACCUUUAAAAAACCCUUAAAAAUAAAUGUAUGGGGAUUCGUGCCUUAAAUACCUUAAAGGGGACGGUACCGAUAUUUGUGGACUGCAUCAAUAUGAGAAACUACAUAUGCAAUUUCCCGUUACAGUGGCACAGACUAACGAACAUAUAGACGAAGGAAAGCGCUCACCGCUUAUCAUCGAAAAAAAUCUGAUCAGCAGAUGUCGUGGGAACAUAGCAUACCGCUUACGGUGCCGACUGCACAUACAUCGAUUAUUCACUAGCCGUCGACUAGAACUGAACUCGACCUACAUAACCCUAAUGUAGAUGCCGUGUAAACCUGCAAAGCACAAGUGGGCGAAAUUACAUCAGGAAACAAAUAACAAAACAUUUUAUAGCGGUUGUUUAAAUAAAUCCAGAGCAGCAUGGAUCUUUUUAAUAAUUGCCGAAUUUGCUUGCAAAGUAUUGGUCACGAACCAAUAAAAAUGACACGGGCAAUCCUGAAAUAUGUGGAACAAGAAUUACAAUUGAAGAAUCUUAUUCGCAAACAAA
Molecule: messenger RNA, 1608 nt
Organism: Musca domestica (house fly)
Lineage: Eukaryota; Metazoa; Arthropoda; Insecta; Diptera; Muscidae
Product: MAU2 chromatid cohesion factor homolog
Exons: 2
Coding region: 135-1127 (330 amino acids)
Biological process (GO): mitotic sister chromatid cohesion; maintenance of mitotic sister chromatid cohesion
Cellular component (GO): SMC loading complex; chromatin
Molecular function (GO): double-stranded DNA binding; protein binding
Source: RefSeq, a predicted model, not a curated record